This is a messenger RNA of Lecanosticta acicola, 2322 nucleotides long. Lineage: Eukaryota; Fungi; Ascomycota; Dothideomycetes; Mycosphaerellales; Mycosphaerellaceae. The record is from the annotation of a GenBank genome assembly.
AUGGGGAGCAAACAGCAGCGAUCUGCGGGACUCGGCGCCUCGCAGCAUCUGGAAAAGUUCAUGGAAGACUCAACUAGCACAACCUCACAUUCAGACAACGGAGUGGAAGGUGACGGCCAAAUCCGACUGCCGCUGGACGAUCUGCUACAGGAAAGCGGAAUUUCGACUGAUCCCCCCGAGCCAUUCGUCUCUCAGAUGGGAGAUCACAGCACAAUGAGACAUUCUACACUUCAACAUGCAUCUGGUCCGAGAAAGGGAAAAUUGAAAAGGCCGAGUUCGCGAGGGCCUGCGCAAGACCCUUCAAAGCGUGCCAAAGGACCAGGGCGAACUCUAGGACGUGUUCAAGCGCGGCCAGAUGCAUACGAACUUGAAGCGUCACCUGACAAACCGAUACUGGAGCCAAUAAGACGUCUACAGGGCCACACAGACUUUUCGCCCAUUCGGGCCCAGCGCAGAGCACAAGAGACUGCGCAGGAGCAUCCCGGAGGUACUCGCUCACGUGCCAAGCCCACCAGAUUACAAGCCACAAAUGACGAAACGACUUCGCAGCCUGCACAGUCCAGUGCUCAGCACUCUCCUCAAGGUUCGCAAACGCACGAAGGCCUUUUUGUGUCCCCCGAACCGGAGCAGACAGAGUCGGACCAAAUUAGGUCUCAGAGGCCCAGUGUAUCGGAAAGUCCAGGCCCUGGUGGAGACCAAGAUGCAGACAAAAUUCAUGUCGAAGUACCCGGUGAUCACAAUACUGCCCAGGUUGAGCAUAUUGAGCAAGCCGAGAGAACCCAGGACCGUAUUGAACCUCCUGUGGAAGCUGGCGCGGAGCGGGCAGCUCGAUCCAAGAGAGGAAAGCUGUUCCCUGUGUUGAGCAAUGCUCGGAUUCAGAAAGUUCGUCAGAGCGAAAUGUGGGAUCGGUCGAAAGAGGACAACAUCGAGGAGGAAGCGCAAGAAACCCCCAUUCCAAAGCCACUUCCCUCCAGGAAGAUUCAAAAACAGCGGGCACUCGAUAGAACGAAACACAUCCAGACUAGACCGGCGAGAGGCUCCGAGAUCGCACCGGAAGCACCCGUGGACGGACCCGAGCCUUCUGUGCUCGACGCAAGUGAGAUGCCAGAACAUCAGGCGAGUGACGGCCGACUGCUCGGCCAGAUGGCUACAAUAAAGAUUCUCGUGCGUGCCACUAGGAAGGUUGGAAUCUCCAUCAAAGACGGAGUGGAGGACAUACACAAUCCGGUCGCUCUGAGGGAUCCCCAGGUGAGAAACAUCCUCGAGCUGUGCAGGCGAGCAUCUCGGAAGUUCACUCAGCUAGUCAAUGAUCCCGAGAGCUCACAAACGUCUGAUCCACCUGAGGAGCUUGAGUUGGUCGUACGUGAAACACACAAGCUCUGCGGCAAUGACAGGAACAACAUGCCGAACUUCGAGGAUCCUGACACAAGCAGCAACAUCUAUGCCCAUCUGAUACCUCGUCUCAUUCGCUUACUGAGGCGCAUGUCGGAGUGCUAUGUAGCCAUUGACGAGGGCAAAGUAGCUGCGGAAAUCUCGGUCACUUCGGAUCAUCUGGAGAAUCUAAUUGGACUGAUCGAUCUCAUCGUGGAGAUGGGUGCAGCUGCUAGAAAAUACGUCAGGCCUGACAGCUCGUUCGCCAUUGUCAAUUCAGUCAAGCUUGGGCUGUUGAAACCGUUGAAGAGCGUGAAGGCAAUAUUUCAAGGCCAUUUGCGGCGCGUCGAUGAGGAACAACAACGUGCCAGGAGGCGGGCUUUGGACGAGGAAGCAGAGGCGCGACGACAGGUCGACGAGGAAGAGGAGGAAGCGCAGAAAGCCAGAGUCAAAGCACUACGCGGUGAGUGGGAGCGACUGCAUGGCGAAAGAUGGGGGGCCGAAGGAUAUGUUUUACCAAAAUCAAAGCAAAACCACCUCCGCGUGCCCAAGCCAACGCCCGAAGUGGACCCGAAUGGAGAAGAGUUCGAGCGCGUAGUAGGCUUGUUUGGACAUAGAGUUGGGCCGCUGCCGGCGCUUGUCGACGAGGCUCGGAGGCAGGCGUGGACGGAGGAGGAGGUGAUGGCUCUCUGCUAUGGUCUCCGAGCGUACCAAGGGCCUCGAGUGUUCCAGAACAUUUUCCGUCAGUUUUGUGGGCGUAAGGGUGUGCUCAACAAAUACAAUGUCACGCAGAUUGUGACGGUGGCGGCGGAUAUCAAAGAGGACGAAACGAGAAGUCAACUUGAGAGGCAGGGCUUCGUGGAAGAUUGGGUCAAAGCGAUACCGGUGUGGACCAAUCCGCAUACUCUACUUGGAAAGGAAAAUGUUGAUGGCGGCGAGGGAGAGGUGUAA